This is a messenger RNA of Ostertagia ostertagi, 423 nucleotides long. Lineage: Eukaryota; Metazoa; Nematoda; Chromadorea; Rhabditida; Trichostrongylidae. The record is from the annotation of a GenBank genome assembly.
CAAGAUACGUUCUUAUUUGGACGCCUUCAAUGGCAUGUUACGGCCAGUACGGAAGUGCAGGCCCUCGAACUUCGUGAUCUGUUCGGUGAUCACGGACUGUUACGAUUCGACAUCGUGUCAACAGGACAAAAACCCUACUUACCAUUCGAGAGGGACUCCGAUAUGGAUUGUCGACGGAACUUUUCGCAAGAAAAUCCGAUACGGUGCUUCCUCGCCGGCGACCUUCGUGCCAACGAACAGCUGGGUUUGACUGCAAUGCACACGCUUUUCCUGCGUGAACACAACCGAAUCGCUGCCAAGCUACUGGAGCUGAAUGUGAAUUGGGAUGGAGAGACGAUUUUCCAAGAAGCACGAAAAAUCGUUGGCGCUAUCAUUCAACACAUCACCUACAGUGAAUGGCUUCCAACUGUCAUUGGAAAGGUU